Messenger RNA from Coffea arabica (coffee), 2560 nucleotides. NCBI's taxonomy places the organism in Eukaryota, Viridiplantae, Streptophyta, Magnoliopsida, Gentianales, Rubiaceae. The record is from RefSeq and is a predicted model, not a curated record.
AGUCCUCUCCCAACAUACAUCAUAUAUGAUAUAAACCCCUCCAUUUUGUGGCUUCAGUUCCUUGCUCAUCUUUGUCUCAAAGAGUCAAGCCCCACUUUCUUUUGUCUUCUCCUCCUAACCUUUCUUUUUCCCUUCUUGACAAUUCAUGUUCCAAUUACCCAAUCUCGCAUGUUUGAUUGAUGGGAUCAUCACUUGCACUAAAACCACAUAUUUAUUAUUUUUCCCAACUGGUUUGUCAAAAUUGGAAUACUUGCAUGCAAUUUCAAGCAACCAUACAACUCCAUAGAAACUGAUUUUCGUGCUACAUCAAAAUUGUCAAAUUUAUUCUCAUGAUUCCACAAACUGCACCAUUUCUUGAACAAAGUAAGGUGUAAACUGAAGUAUGCCAGAAUCUUGAAUCCACAGGAGCUAACAUAUUUUCCCGCCAAAUUCUGUUUUCCUUAAAUCUUUGAUCCCAUUGGCGAUAGUUCAGCAUAUGGAGAGGUUUAGUCAAAGGGAAAAUGUUUUACUGGGAUAUAGUCGACAAGGAUCCUUUGAGACGUCAACGAAAACAUCGGAUGGAGACUCGGACAUGGAUUUCAGUGAUGUUUUUGGGGGCCCUCCAAGGCGAUUUUCCAUUCGAGAAACCAGAAAUAGAUAUAGUUUCUGUGAAGCAAGAGAGGAGUCUGAUGAAGAUGCAGUUUUGUCAAGAAGUCCAUGGCCUGUUUUAGACGAAAAACCAGUUUUUGGUGAAGAAGGUGUCAACAGAAAGUCAUAUCCAAGUGAUGAUUUUUAUGAUGAUAUUUUCAAAGGUGAUGAGGCUAAGUCUCGGAGGACUAGCAGGGACUUCUUUGCUUCUUCCCCCGGUUCCCGGAUUUCAAGCCCCUCUAGGCCAUUGCCACCCAAAGCUGAGCCUCUUAGCACGUCAUACCCUGCUCAAUUCAGCCUUCCAGCCAAAUUGACAAAAGCAACGGAUUUUCCUCUCUUUGGUACCACAAAUCGUAGUUCCUAUAAGAACAAAGAUGGACUGUCAAACGGCACAAGCUAUAAAAACAAAGAUGAACACACUUCUCUUUCUAGAUUUGCAAACCAAGCAACAGAGGUACAGGACGAGGCAAGAAAAGAUCGCCCAGUUUACCGUCAAAGCCCCCUAUCACAAGAAGCUUCUCAUACUGGUGAGAAUUGUCAUGAAACCAAAUCCAUUGAAAAAGACAUGGGAGCCAAGUUAAAAUAUAAAACACAAGGCAAGGAAGUUCCUCUUAAUAGUGGCCAGUUUCACUUCUCCAUAUACAAAUGGGCAGGCAGCGGAGUACCUCUAUUGAUACCGCUUGGGGGAAGGAGUAAAUCGAGAUAUAAAGAAAAUUUUAAGACUGAGAGAUGUUCCAGUUCUAAUGGAAGGAUUGAAAGUGAUAUUAUUGGUAGGCAUUUACCAACCGUGGAAGAGCACAUUAUAUCUAUAGAUACGAAAUCUUUGACCUUGAAAAUAGAUAAUGAAAAGCAUGAUGACAGUAGCAAUGACAAGAAGAUAGAUUCCUGCAGUCAAGUUGAAGAAACACAUCUGAAAGUUCCAGAACCAAAACUCUUCGAAAGUGAAGGAACUGUUGCUCAACUUGAUGACAAUAUCACAAGGAAGAAAACAGAAGAAGAAUCUCUUUCAAAGAAUGAAACUAACGUGUAUGCAAAAAUUGAAAAAGAAUUUUCUACCAAUAAAGGGCAAACUCCAAAGGCUCACACAAAAUCCCUGCAUGAACUGCUCAAGGAUGAGAACGGGGAACAAGGAAAUGAAAACAGCUUCUACAUCAAGACCACAAAUGUAGCCAGUAAUAAUGUCAAUGUCAGAACUAGUCCAAAGAAAACUGAUGCAAGAAGCACCAGUGGCAACAGAUCAGAGAUGACUAAUGCUAAGAAAGGUUCAGCCACAAAUUCAGGAGAUGCCAUUGGUGGAACUAGAGUUAAAGGAAAAGUGAAGGAGUUUGUAAAGAUCUUCAACCAGGAAACUACAGCACAAUCUAAUGCCAAGUUUGACAGCAAGGGCUCUAGGUGGCAGGGACUGGAAAUCAACAGGUCUGAAAAUGGGAUGAGCACUGCAGUCAAAACAGAUGAGAACGUGCAUAAGCUGGAUAACAUGGCAGACGCUUCCAGCAGGGUGGAUGCUAACUUCAACAAGAAUAAAGUGAAUCAAGAAUCACACUUCAAGAGCUCGGUUCACAAACCUAGUGAUCCAUCUACUAAUGAGAGCAAUUCUUCAAAUUUUUCUGAUUCACUUCCCAAGGAUUAUGACAACAAUGUUGAAAACAAAGAUGACUCCUUCUUCCUGGUUGAAGACCUAACUCAUGAUGAGGAGAAAGAUUUACAAACUAGUGGACUUUCUGCAGAAAUCCAAGCUUCAAAUGCUAAAAUUCAACAAUGGUCAAGUGGAAGGAAAGGAAAUAUCCGCUCACUGCUGUCAACAUUACAACUUAAAGAUUUUCCUUUUUCUCGUCUGGGUUUUAGGAAUAAUGAAAAUGAUUUCCAGAAUUUCAGCAAGGAAGAUAGAAAGGGCGGGAAUGAAACUGUGACUGAUACUGUAUUGGGUCUUUAG